Messenger RNA from Nematocida parisii ERTm1, 339 nucleotides. RefSeq names its product histone H4. The coding region runs from base 1 to 324 and encodes 107 amino acids. The transcript has a single exon. Lineage: Eukaryota; Fungi; Microsporidia. Gene Ontology annotation, biological process: nucleosome assembly. Gene Ontology annotation, molecular function: protein heterodimerization activity; DNA binding; structural constituent of chromatin. The record is from RefSeq and is a predicted model, not a curated record.
AUGUCAGUAGUAGCAGGAAGAGGUAAAGGAGGAAAAGGACUUGGAAAAGGAUCAGCAAAAAGACACAGAAAAACAACACAGCAGACAAUGGGCAUCUCUAAGCCAGCAAUAAGAAGACUAGCAAGAAGAGGAGGAGUAAAGAGAGUCAGUGCAGGUGUAUACAGCGAAAUAAACAACAUGGCCAAGACUUACUUAGAAGGAAUCAUCAGAUGUGCAGUCACCUACUGCAACCACGGGAAGAGAAAGACCGUCUCUUGCCAGGAUGUUCUCUACUCAUUAAAGAAGCAGGGAGUCACUCUCAUUGGAUUUGGAUCCACCCGAUAGUUAAAAUAAAGUAAC